Messenger RNA from Protopolystoma xenopodis, 558 nucleotides. NCBI's taxonomy places the organism in Eukaryota, Metazoa, Platyhelminthes, Monogenea, Polystomatidea, Polystomatidae. The record is from the annotation of a GenBank genome assembly.
AUGAACCCGGAGUCUGGCAAUGUUGAGAUGCGUCGAUCCUGGCUUUUACCUGUUCUUGGCCGUGUAAAGAACACGCAGCAUCCAGGCAAUCUCGACUUUUUGGCUGAUCGUCUCCUAACUUUAGCUGAUCGUGCUGUCAUUGUUGCACAGCACGUAGCAGCCCAUUCUGUCAAAUCUCGAGCUAUAAUUGUUCGCCUGGCUCUUCGCUUAGCACAGGAUAUUUGGCGCUAUAGCAUAGGAGCCACCCUUUCUGGGUUGGCCUGUUCAGCCAAGGCCAGUCCCUUGGGUGGAUGGGGCCGCCUUCGCUCUAGUGGGUUAGGUCGCCGACUGGCUUGCCAACUGAUUUCGGCGCCUGCUUUGACCUCCUGUCUCCUGCGAGCAAUCACCUGUUUGGCCACGCAGGCUGCACGGCAUGCUGCACUAGUUGGGGCUAGUGAUCAGUCUUGUGGCAUAGGAAUAGAUUCCGGUCUGCUUCAGGGAACUACAACUGAAGAUGGUAGGCCAUUCUAUAGUCACUUACAUUUGCUAAGCAAACUUGUGCCUAACUUGUUUCAUUAA